AUGUCUCAACAAGUUCAGCAAGCUCCAGCAGGUCAACACUCGCAUGCUCACCCACACCCCCCGCAACCUGCUCAACAGGUUAUGCCCGCUCCACAACCAGACCCAGUCAUGCAGGCUCGCAUCGAUGCCGAUUUUAAGCCUGUAGACAUAGCAGUAGGAGGUCCGAGUACUGCAUUCGCUUUCUGCAACACGCACAAGCUAGAAAAGUGCAAGCAGUGCAACAUAGACUUUACUGCUCUCAAUCGCGUUUCGAAAAUUCUCGUCACGAACCCUACCUUGCGCUGUCCACCUCCUCCAACCGUUGUGCAGCAGAAACUCUCGCAGGCAGUGACGAAUAUGAAGGAUGAGGGCAAUAACCUAUACAAACUCAACAAGACCAGAGAAGCACUCUCAAAAUAUAACAUGGCAGCGAGUAUAGCUGUGCAGAGACCAGCUUGGGAAAGUGCCGCAAUACUACGAGAAGAGCUCUCAACUGUUGUGUCUAACCGCUCAGCAGCUCUUCUUGAGCUCGGUGACUACCUUGGCGCACUCGUUGACGCCUGA
Suillus bovinus is the source of this 543-nucleotide messenger RNA. RefSeq lists its product as uncharacterized. The record is from RefSeq and is a predicted model, not a curated record. The transcript is spliced from 2 exons. NCBI's taxonomy places the organism in Eukaryota, Fungi, Basidiomycota, Agaricomycetes, Boletales, Suillaceae. Bases 1 to 543 code for a protein of 180 amino acids. Gene Ontology annotation, molecular function: protein binding.